This is a messenger RNA of Chrysemys picta bellii (western painted turtle), 6216 nucleotides long. The record is from RefSeq and is a predicted model, not a curated record. NCBI's taxonomy places the organism in Eukaryota, Metazoa, Chordata, Testudines, Emydidae.
AUGGAUGAAAGGAUUGUGUCCCAGAUUCUGAUCCCAGUUACACUGUGUAAAUGUGGAGUAAGAAUCUUCUCCCAAAGGGAAAUGCAUACACACAAAGGGGAUGAAGUUAAAGCCAUGGAUGAGAAGAACCAGUCCAUUAUCGUAAGCGGAGAAUCCGGUGCCGGAAAGACAGUCUCUGCCAAAUAUGCCAUGCGCUUCUUCGCAUCUGUUGGUGGCUCUGCCAGUGAGACCAACAUUGAAGAGAAGGUCCUUGCAUCCAGUCCAAUCAUGGAGGCAAUUGGAAAUGCUAAAACAACCAGGAACGACAACAGCAGUCGCUUUGGGAAAUACAUUCAGAUUGGCUUUGAUAAAAGAUACCAUAUCAUUGGUGCCAACAUGAGGACGUAUCUAUUGGAAAAAUCAAGAGUUGUGUUCCAGGCAGAUGAUGAACGAAACUAUCAUAUCUUCUAUCAGCUGUGUGCCUCUGCCAGUCUUCCAGAAUUUAAAGACUUAGCACUAACAUGUGCUGAAGACUUUUUCUACACUUCUAUGGGAGGCGACACAACUAUUGAUGGAGUUGAUGAUGCUGAUGAUUUUGACAAAACCAGACAUGCUUUCACCCUGCUUGGAGUGAAAGAGUCUCAUCAGAUGAGCAUUUUUAAGAUAAUAGCUUCCAUCCUGCACCUAGGAAACUUGGAAAUUCAAGCAGAACGAGAUGGAGACUCUUGUAGUAUAUCGAAACAGGAUGAACACCUGAAUAAUUUUUGCAGAUUGCUUGGAGUGGAGCACAGCCAGAUGGAGCACUGGCUGUGCCAUCGGAAGCUUGUCACAACAGCUGAGACGUACAUCAAGCCCAUGUCUGUGCAGCAAGUCGUGAAUGCCAGGAAUGCGCUGGCUAAGCAUAUAUAUGCCCAGCUGUUUAACUGGAUUGUGGAGCAUAUCAACAAAGCCCUGCAUACCACUGUCAAGCAGCACUCAUUCAUUGGGGUUCUGGAUAUCUAUGGGUUUGAAACUUUUGAAGUGAAUAGCUUUGAACAGUUUUGUAUCAACUAUGCCAACGAAAAACUCCAACAGCAGUUCAACUCGCAUGUAUUUAAGCUGGAGCAAGAAGAAUAUAUGAAGGAACAAAUCCCUUGGACUCUUAUAGAUUUUUAUGACAAUCAGCCCUGCAUAGACCUUAUAGAAGCCAAACUUGGUAUCUUGGACCUAUUGGAUGAAGAGUGUAAGGUUCCUAAAGGAACUGACCAGAACUGGGCUCAGAAAUUAUAUGACAGACAUUCCAGCAGCCAGCACUUCCAAAAACCUCGAAUGUCCAAUACCUCCUUCAUUGUUGUUCACUUUGCAGAUAAGGUGGAGUAUCAGUCUGAUGGAUUUCUGGAGAAAAAUAGGGACACUGUAUAUGAAGAACAGAUCAACAUACUGAAGGCCAGCAAGUAUCAAAUGGUAGCUGACUUAUUUCAAGAUGAAAAGGAUUCUGUGCCUGCUACUCCUAACAUAAAGGGAGCUGCCCCCAAAAUCAGCGUCCGUUCUGCCAGACCAGCUGUGAAAGCUGCCAACAAAGAGCACAAGAAAACCGUGGGGCACCAGUUCCGAAACUCCUUGCGUUUAUUGAUGGAGACACUGAAUGCUACCACUCCACACUAUGUGCGCUGCAUCAAGCCAAAUGAUGAGAAACUUCCAUUCAAAUUUGAUCCAAAGAGAGCAGUCCAGCAGUUAAGAGCCUGUGGUGUGUUGGAGACCAUCCGUAUCAGUGCAGCUGGCUACCCAUCCAGGUGGUCCUACCAUGACUUUUUCAAUAGGUAUCGAGUUCUUAUGAAAAAGAGGGAGAUCUCUAAAAAUGACAAGAAGUUGAUCUGUAAAACGCUUCUGGAAAACCUCAUUAAGGAUCCUGACAAGUUCCAGUUUGGACGUACCAAGAUCUUUUUCCGUGCAGGCCAGGUGGCAUAUCUGGAGAAACUGCGGGCAGAUAAAUUCAGAGCUGCUACUAUCAUGAUACAGAAGACAGUGCGGGGCUGGCUGCAGAGGGUGAAGUACAGAAGGAUGAGAAAUGCUGCAAUAACAAUCCAGAGGUAUACACGAGGACACCUGGCUCGCAGACUGGCAGACCACCUAAGGAAAACAAGAGCUGCCAUCAUUUUCCAGAAACAAUACCGAAUGUUGAGGAUCCUUCGUGCUUUCCAGAAAAUCCGCAACGCCACUAUCACUAUUCAGGCCUUCGCUCGGGGCAUGUUUGUCAGGAAAAUUUACCACAAGAUCCUUUUGGAGCACAAAGCUACCAUCAUCCAGAAACGUGCCCGGGCCUGGCUGGCGCGUAAGCAAUUCCUCCGCUUCAAGUGUGCAGCUGUGGUCAUCCAAUGCUACUUCAGGCGCAUGAAGGCCAGGCAAGAGCUGAAGAAACUGAAGAUUGAAGCACGGUCUGCACAGCACUUGAAGAAACUCAAUAUCGGCAUGGAGAACAAGGUGGUUCAGCUUCAGAGGAAGAUAGAUGAUCAGAACAAAGAAUACAGGCACCUGAAUGAGCAGCUCUCUGCACUUACCUCUGCCUAUUCCACUGAUGUGGAAAAGCUGAAGAAGGAGCUGGAGCAAUAUCGGCAGAAUCGGGGGGAUACCAACCAGCUUGUAAACUUGAAAAAAGAGAUUGAGAGCCUCAGGCUGGAGCUCGAGAAAUCCCACAGUGAAAGGAAGAUUAUUGAAGACACCUAUGAUAAGGAGAAAGAUCUACUCCGAAAGCGCGUAUCAGACCUAGAAGCGGAGAAUGCUCUUUUGAAACAGGAAAAAGAGGAGCUUAACAACAGAAUCCUAUGUCAGUCUGAAGAUGAAUUUGCCCAAACCACUGUCAAGGAAAAUCUCCUGACGAAGAAGGAGCUGGAAGAGGAGCGAUCUCGUUAUCAGAACCUGGUAAAGGAGUAUUCAAGGCUGGAGCAGAGAUAUGACAAUUUGAGGGAUGAGAUGACUAUUAUAAAGCAGACUCCAGGACACAGAAGGAACCCAUCUAACCAGAGCAGUCUAGAGUCUGAUUCCAAUUGUCCAUCAGUCUCUACAUCUGAGAUAGGAGACACAGAGGAUGCAAUACAACAAGUGGAGGAUGUUGGUUUGGAUAAAGCAGCCAUGGAUAUGACUCUCUUCCUGAAGCUACAAAAGCGAGUGAGGGAGCUUGAACAGGAGAGAAAGAAACUACAAACCCAGCUGGAGAAAAAGAAAUCCCAGGUAAUUGAAACGAAGAAUGAAAUGGAUUCAGACCGUGAUACAGAUCUAGCCUACAACAGUCUGAAGAGGCAAGAAUUGGAAUCCGAGAACAAGAAACUGAAAAAUGAACUGAAUGAGCUGAGGAAGACUAUUGUAGACCGGGUGACCCAAAACAACUCAUCCAGUGAUAUCCAGGACAGUUAUACCCUCUUAUUAAACCAGCUUAAAUCAGCCAAUGAGGAACUGGAAGUGCGGAAAGAGGAGGUGCUUAUCCUAAGGACACAGAUUAUAAAGGCAGCCCAGCAAAAAGACACUGGCAAAAAUAUGGACUCAAACAUCAACACGUAUACCAGCUGGCCAAACAGCGACAAGCAUGUCGAUGCAGAGGAUGCAAUUGAGGCCUACCAUGGGGUGUGUCAGACAAAUCGCAAGACUGAGGACUGGGGCUAUCUCAAUGAAGAUGGAGAGCUCGGCUUGGCCUAUCAGGGUCUAAAGCAAGUUGCCAGGCUCCUGGAAGCCCAGCUUCAGGAUCAGAGGAGAGAGCACGAAGAGGAGGUGGAAACGCUGAAAACCCAGAUGGAAACCCUGAGAGAAGAGAUGGAGAAACAGCAGCAGGCAUUUUUCCAGACCCUACAGCUACCACCAGAGGCCCAGGUGGAAUUUGGCAUCCAGCAAGAAAUCACACGUCUCUCAAAUGAAAAUCUGGAUCUCAAAGAGUUACUAGAAAAACUAGAAAAGAAUGAGAAGAAGCUGAAGAAACAGCUAAAGAUUUACAUGAAGAAGGUCCAGGAUUUUGAAGCGACCCAAGCUACAGCACAGACAGAGAGGAGGCGACAUGAGCUUACCAGGCAGGUCACUGUCCAACGGAAGGAAAAAGAUUUCCAGGGAAUGUUGGAAUAUUACAAGGAAGAUGAGCCACUUCUCAUCCGAAACCUCAUUACAGAUCUCAAACCGCAGACAGUUUCUGCCACAGUUCCAUGUCUUCCUGCUUACAUCCUAUACAUGUGCAUCAGGCAUGCAGAUUACAUCAAUGACGACCAGAAAGUGCACUCCUUACUCACCUCCACCAUAAACGGCAUUAAGAAAGUAUUAAAGAAACACAAUGAUGACUUUCAGAUGACGUCAUUUUGGUUGGCUAACACCUGUCGCCUCUUACAUUGUCUAAAGCAGUACAGCGGGGAUACGGGUUUUAUGACACAAAAUACCGCUAAGCAGAAUGAGCACUGUCUUAAGAAUUUUGACCUCACGGAGUACCGGCAGGUUUUAAGUGACCUCUCCAUUCAGAUCUAUCAGCAGCUCUUUAAGAUAGCAGAAGGCAUGUUGCAACCAAUGAUAGUGUCUGCAAUGUUGGAAAGUGAGAGCAUCCAGGGUCUGUCAGGCGUGAAGCCAAUGGGCUACAGGAACCGAUCAUCCAGCAUGGUAGAUGGUGACAACUCUUACAGCUUAGACGCAGUCAUUCGCCAACUGAAUACGUUUCACAGCAUCAUGUGUGACCAGGGCUUGGACCCGGAGAUUAUUCAGCAAGUCUUCAAGCAGCUCUUCUACAUGAUCAGUGCAGUAACGCUGAACAACCUCCUGCUGAGAAAAGAUGUCUGUUCGUGGAGCACUGGUAUGCAGCUCAGGUAUAACAUAAGCCAGCUGGAGGAAUGGUUGCGUGGGAAGAAUUUGCAACAGAGUGGAGCAGCAGAGACAGUGGAACCCCUGAUCCAGGCAGCACAACUGCUUCAGCUCAAAAAGAAAACUUCAGAAGAUGCUGAGGCUAUCUGUUCCUUAUGUACAUCCCUCUCUACGCAGCAGAUUGUAAAAAUAUUAAAUCUCUAUACUCCUGUUAAUGAGUUUGAAGAACGUGUGACAGUAGCCUUCAUACGAAACAUUCAGGCAAAUUUGCAAGAGCGAAAUGACCCUCCACAGCUGCUGUUAGACUACAAAUAUAUGUUCCCAGUUUUGUUUCCGUUCAGCCCAUCCUCCAUAACCAUGGACUCUAUUCACAUCCCUGCUUCUCUCAACUUGGAAUUUCUCAAUGAAGUCUGAAGAAAAUGUCUUCGAACCGGUCCCCCUUCGCCAGAGAAUUCAAGCAAAAAAAAAGAAAGAUCUUUUUAAUGUGGACCAAACAAGAUUAUGGAAGAACCAAUACACAGUAAUCAGUUAGUGUUAAACUUUAUACUAUAGUAAGAAACUGAUCUUGCACGUGAUUUUUUUUUGGUAACUUGCAGCUCAAAAUAAGAAUUCUUGAAAUACAGAAUUUUUUUACUGCUUGAUUUCAUGUUGAAAUAGUGCAAAGCCCAUAGCAGAGUCUCCAACAGAUAUGAACAGCAAACACUGGGCAAGUGGGAGAUGGUUAAUUUGGUCUUCAUAAGGGGCUAUGAAGAAACUCCAGAUAAAAAUCAAAGUCAAAACACUGUCUUCAGAAAAACGAUGGCAUUGAUAAGGUGAUUUGUACAUAUUAAUGCAUUUCUAUGCAGAGAUACAAUUUCACAUUUGUUCCUGUUGCUAGUCACUGUAUCACAAUAGUCAGUUCAGGAAUGUAAGUUGCAAAAUGUGCAAAUAAGUGUUCAUCACACAGAUUAAGGUGACAGACUGAAAACUAUGCUUGUUUUCACUAAGGUGGAUUUCAUUUGUCAGGAAUUCUGACUUCCUGAAAGUCACCAUUGCUCUACAGGUUUUUAAUACCUUACAUAAUUAUGGAGGGCAGUAGCUGUUUCCAUGGGCUGAUAUAGCCAGUACCAGAAUCCAUGUAACAAAACUAUACCUACACCCAUGGACGUCCCUAGGGGGGUUUCGGGCCCGGGACAUAGGCGCCAAGUUUCUAAUCUGUCAAGAGGUGCUCCCCUGGCUCCGCCCCCACUCCACCCCUUCCCCCAAGGUACCGCCUAUUCCUGCCCUGCCUCUUCCCCACCCAGUUUCGCUCCUCUCCCCUCCCCCCAGCACUUUCUGACGCCGUGAAAUAACUGAUCCACGGUAGGCGCUGAGAAGCAGGUGCAGGUGCUGGGGGGAAGGGGAGGUUCUGGUAGGGGGGCUGCCAGUGGCCGCUGCUCAUCUCAUUACCCCCCC